Molecule: messenger RNA, 3062 nt
Organism: Rana temporaria (common frog)
Lineage: Eukaryota; Metazoa; Chordata; Amphibia; Anura; Ranidae
Gene: AARSD1
Product: alanyl-tRNA synthetase domain containing 1
Exons: 1
Coding region: 1710-2945 (411 amino acids)
Biological process (GO): tRNA aminoacylation; regulation of translational fidelity
Molecular function (GO): aminoacyl-tRNA ligase activity; Ser-tRNA(Ala) deacylase activity; ATP binding
Source: RefSeq, a predicted model, not a curated record
ACUCUUCCCUCCCCUCCCCCCUUCAGAGUUCAGACACAGCAAGGAAAUCAGGAGACUGCAGAGCAGCAGGGAGCAAAGGAGUUAAUGUUUCCCUCCUCCCAGACCAGGCCUGCAGCCAAUCAGAGAACUCAGUGACAUCAUCAGUGUGCUCAUGUAAAGUCCAUGUGUCAGACGGUGGACCGCUCUCUGUGGGACCCUCAACCUGCUUGUGACUAACAAGGAACUUUCGCCUGGUAAGGGACAAAAACAGGAGGACCCUCAACCUGGUCAGCGGUGACACACGAAGACCCUCAACCUGGUCAGCUGUGACACACGAAGACCCUCAACCUGGUCAGCGGUGACACACGAAGAGACCCUCAACCUGGUCAGCAGUGACACACGAAGACCCUCAACCUGGUCAGCAGUGACAUACGAAGACCCUCAACCUGGUCAGCAGUGACACAAGAAGACCCUCAACCUGGUCAGCGGUGACACACGAAGAGACCCUCAACCUGGUCAGCGGUGACACACGAAGAGACCCUCAACCUGGUCAGCGGUGACACACGAAGACCCUCAACCUAGUCAGCGGUGACACACGAAGAGACCCUCAACCUGGUCAGCAGUGACACAAGAAGACCCUCAACCUGGUCAGCGGUGACACACGAAGAGACCCUCAACCUGGUCAGCGGUGACACACGAAGAGACCCUCAACCUGGUCAGCGGUGACACACGAAGAGACCCUCAACCUGGUCAGCAGUGACACACGAAGACCCUCAACCUGGUCAGCGGUGACACACGAAGAGACCCUCAACCUGGUCAGCAGUGACACACGAAGAGACCCUCAACCUGGUCAGCGGUGACACACGAAGACCCUCAACCUGGUCAGCGGUGACACACGAAGACCCUCAACCUGGUCAGCAGUAAACAUACGAAGACCCUCAACCUGGUCAGCAGUGACACAAGAAGACCCUCAACCUGGUCAGCGGUGACACAUGAAGAGACCCUCAACCUGGUCAGCAGUGACACACGAAGACCCUCAACCUGGUCAGCAGUGACACACGAAGACCCUCAACCUGGUCAGCGGUGACACACGAAGACCCUCAACCUGGUCAGCGGUGACACACGAAGACCCUCAACCUGGUCAGCAGUGACACACGAAGACCCUCAACCUGGUCAGUGCUGACACUUGAAGACCCUCAACCUGGUCAGCAGUGACACAAGAAGACCCUCAACCUGGUCAGCAGUGACACACGAAGACCCUCAACCUGGUCAGCAGUGACACACGAAGACCCUCAACCUGGUCAGCGGUGACACACGAAGACCCUCAACCUGGUCAUCGGUGACACACGAAGACCCUCAACCUGGUCAGCGGUGACACACGAAGACCCUCAACCUGGUCAUCGGUGACACACGAAGAGACCCUUAACCUAGUCAGCGGUGACACACGAAGAGACCCUCAACCUGGUCAGCGGUGACACACGAAGACCCUCAACCUGGUCAGAGGUGACACACGAGGACUCUCAACCUGGUCAGAAGUCUCAAGUAACACUUAUCUGGUCAGACUCAGCCCUCAAGGACCGUCCACCUGGUCAGAGUUGACAUACAAGAACUGUUCUGGUCAGAGGUGGCACACAAGGACCGUCCACCUGGUCAGAGGCGACAAAGUGAUACAAAGACUGUAUCCGGGUCAGGGGUUAUACACAAGGACUGUCCACCUAGUUGGAGGUGACAUGGCCUUUUACUGUCAGAAGGACAGCUAUGCCAUCGAACUGUCCACAGAAGUCGUCUCCUGCACCCCGGCCAAGCUGCAAACAGACAAUGGAGGUGGAAAGAAGGAGACCCUAUCAGGAUACAAUGUAACACUGACUGACACUGUGCUCUUCCCAGAAGGAGGGGGGCAACCUGACGACAGAGGACUCAUUGGGGAGACCCAUGUGCUUCGUGUCACCCGCCGUGGCCCAGAAGCCAUCCACUUUGUCACCUCUCCUCUAGAGCCGGGCACCCAGGUGCUGGUCAAGGUGGACUGGCAGCGGCGAUUCGAUCACAUGCAACAACACUCCGGUCAGCACCUGAUCACCGCCAUUGCUGACUCCCUCUAUGGCUACAAGACAACGUCCUGGGAGCUGGGCCGCCAGAGGAGCACCAUAGAGCUAGACACGCCGGCGGUGACUGCCCAGCAGGCAGACGCCAUCGAGGGAGAGGCCAACCGCCUGAUCCGUCAACAUGUGCCCGUCACUGUGAGGAUCAUUGGCAUUGACGACCCAGAGUUCGACCAGGUGAGGAGCAGAGGUCUGCCAGAUGACCAUGCUGGGCCAGUGAGAAUCAUCGACAUGGAGGGAGUGGACGCCAACAUGUGCUGUGGCACACACGUGGCCAACCUGAGCGACCUCCAGGCGGUGAAGAUUCUGGGGAUGGAGAAGGGCAAGAAGAACAAGACCAACCUCAUAUUCAUCGUCGGUGAGCGGCUGCUGCAGUACGCCACCCGCAGCUACGCCACAGAGCGCUCCCUGACCGCACUGCUGAAGAACGGACCUGAGCAGCACGUGGAGGCCGUGGACAAGCUGCAGAAGUCUGUGAAGAUGCUGCAAAAGAACAAUCUAAGCCUCCUGAGAGAUCUGGCCGUACUUAUCGCCAGUGAUUUCAAGAACCACCCUGACCGUGCCAAGGUCUUCUCCCUGCACCGCAAGGAAGGCGACAACGAGUUUAUGAACAUCAUCGCCAAUGAGAUUGGAACGGAGGACACAGUCGUCUUCCUGACUGUGGGGGAUGAAAAGACAUCAGGGCUCUUCUUGCUGGCUGGCCCUCCAAGAAUAGUCGAUGACCUGGGCCCCCGAGUGUGUAAAAUCUUGGACGGUAAAGGGGCAGGAAAGGGUGGCCGAUUUCAGGGCAAAGCCAAUAAGAUGAGCCAGAGAGGAGAGGCAGAGAGACUGCUGCAGGAGGUCACCUCCACUGAGAGCGAGCAAUAGAGACUGUCAUGAUUGGACCACCCUGGAGGCUGCUAAUGGGAAAGAGGGUAGAGUCUAGACCAGAGGUCUCCAAACUACGGCCCUCCAGUUGUUCAGGAACUACAAUUCCCAUCAUGC